This is a messenger RNA of Topomyia yanbarensis, 3632 nucleotides long. RefSeq lists its product as uncharacterized. The record is from RefSeq and is a predicted model, not a curated record. The transcript is spliced from 2 exons. Bases 2058 to 3521 code for a protein of 487 amino acids. NCBI's taxonomy places the organism in Eukaryota, Metazoa, Arthropoda, Insecta, Diptera, Culicidae. Gene Ontology annotation, molecular function: nucleic acid binding; RNA-DNA hybrid ribonuclease activity.
AACAACUUGACAGCUCCUAUACAAAUCGUUGAAACCACUUUAUUUGGGUCUGUGGGUCUAAAAUGGCGGAUCAAUUUUUAUUCAAGAACAAUUUCUAAAAAAAGCGUAAACUUGUUCACAGUGAAAAUUGUCUUGUUCAAUUUUUUUUAAUUUCGAUAAUUCAUUUUUGAAGACUUUUUGGGCGUUUGGUGUUGUUUUGUUAUAAAAAUGCAUCUUUGUUCCGAUGCAUUAUUUUUAAAUGAUUCAUGAUUUUUUGGAAUCAUCAGCAUACAAAGAAGCGGCGCUUAUACUAGUUAGUGAGCACCUUUAUUUAGUCUUAAGAUGUUAGGUAGUAAUAUUUGUAUUGCAAUGUAAAAGACACACACAAUGAUACUGGACUGUUUUGCUCCCUCUCCGAUAAAAAAUGAACUGUCAUCACUUCUGAAUUUCGUGGAAACCUUUGCACCGUACAUGUCGCAGCACCUAUCAGUUAGAUGCUCUACCUUCAGAAAUAAACAGUCGAAGUCAAACCUUUGUUAAAUGCGAAGUGAAAAAUGAUAAUCACAUAGCUAAAUGUAUUUAAAGAUUAACGACAAACUUUCGAGAAUUGUCAUAUGCGAAAGAUAUUUCAAGGGCAAUGGGAGAGGAAAAAGUUCACACUAGAAAUGAAAUCAAAUCAUGCAUUUUAUAUUUUACAUUCGGCACAAUCUGUAAUCCUUAAAUUGUUUGUAUUUAUCUUAAAUUAUUACGCUGUUUUGAAAUGAUCAUCUUGAUUAUCUCUUCCGAAUGUAAAUAAAGAAAACAAGUUCGUAAAAGACGUCACGAAAUUAUUUUCUCGCAUAGAAAUUUACAGUAUCGCAAUUAGUGGACGGCGUUCUAUGGUGGCGACAUCAUUCGAAACACGGUGGUUUCAAGCAACUUAGGCUAAACGUCAAGUUGCGGGAGGGUUGACUUAAGUUCUUUUCUUCUGAAAGCUUUGGAACGGAUAAUCGAUCAUCACAUCAGGAACGUUAGUUUAGUUGAAUAUCCACUGCACAAAAUGCAACAUGCAUAUCAGUGUGGGAAAUCCACGAUCACUCUGCUUCACGAUGUUGUUUACAACAUUGAGAAAGCCUUCUCGCUCAAGCAAUCUAGCUUAGGUGUUUUUUUAGAUAUUGAGGGUGCUUUUGACAAUGUGUCCUUCCAAUCUAUUCUGGAAGCGACACGCGGUCAUGGGAUACCUGCAUGUAUCUCGGGUUGGAUAACCGCAAUGCUUAGUAACCGCAUAAUUGCUCGUCACUGCGACAGGCUGAGAUACGGAAGUUGAGUAUUUGCGGUUGUCCUCAGGGCGGCGUUCUGUCACCUUUGUUAUGGAACUUGGUAGCUGACGGCUUGUUGAAGAAACUCAAUGAGCUUGGAUUUCCAACCUACGGGUUUGCUGACGACUACCAAAUACUAAUUACUGGAUUUUGCAUCGGAACAAUCUUUGACUUAAUGCAACAGGCAUUAAGAGCUGUCGAACAGUGGUGUCGACAAGUUAAACUAUCAGUUAACCCAAGUAAAACUUCAAUGGUUCUUUUCACGAAGAAGCGAAUAACAACCGGGGUUCGUCCCUUGCAGUUCUUUGAUUCUGAGCUACUGUGUGCAGAUCAAGUCAAAUACGUUGGAGUCAUAUUGGAUUGCAAACUGAAUUGGUCUGCUCACAUUGAGUUCAGAGUCAAGAAAGCGUGCAUGGUCUUCGGGCAGUGCAGACGAACUUUUGGAAAGACCUGGGGUCUUAAACCUAAAUACAUCUAUUGGACUUACACGACAAUUGUAGUCCAAUACUGUCAUACGGAUGCCUUGUGUGGUGGCAGAGGGGAGAGGUGGUGACAGUCCAGUCAAAGCUAAACCAUCUGCAAAGAAUGGCGCUCAUGGCGUUGACUGGUGCUUUCACCACGACUCCGACUGCUGCUCUUGGGGCACUUCUAAAUAUCAAACCAUUACACAUACACCUCAAACAAGAGGCACUAUCAUGUGCAUACAGACUGCAGGUUACUGGGCUUUAGAACAGUAACCAUGUUGAUCUUGCUACCAGUCAUACACGAUUGUGGUCACAAAUGGUUACAUGGGGUGAAGAUAUGCUUGCUCCCAGCGAUAUUACACUCGCAUGUAGUUUUCCUUACAGGACAUUCCAUGUGAAGAUUCCCUCUCAAGAGGAGUGGUUGUCUGGCUUUAUGGAAAGACAACAACAAACGCAAGUGGUCUGUUACACUGACGGUUCUCUGAUGGAGGGACGUGCUGGUGCUGGUGUCUACUGUCGUGAAAUGAGAUUGGAACAAUCUCACUCACUAGGUAGAUACUGUAUUGUAUUCCAAGCAGAAAUCUUUGCGAUUAUGUGCGGGGUACAAUCGGCCCUUCAACUGAGUUCGUCCAGCAGAGUCAUAAACUUCUGCUCCGAUAGUCAGGCUGCAAUCAAGGCCCUUAGCUCAGACAAAUCCCGGUCCAAGCUAGUGAUCGCGUGCCGAACCCAAAUCGAAGAACUAAGCAUUGUCAACACUAUCUACCUUGUCUGGGUGCCCGAACAUUCUGGUAUUACUGGAAAUGAAUGUGCUGACGAAUUGGCCAGGGCAGGUUCAGCGAUUGACUUCGUUGGUCCUAAGCCCGCGCUGCCAAUUUCGACAAGUUGGAUAAAGGAAAAAAUACGGUCCUGGGCUUUAUCCGAGCACCGCAAUUAUUGGAGAAAUCUACAAACGUGUCGCCAAACAAAGGCGUUUCUAGAACAACCGUGCCCAGUGAUUUCGAAAAAUCUCCUACAUUUUUCGAAGCUCCACUGCGGCAUGCUGACCAGGGCUUUAACCGGCCACUGCAAACUCAAUUAUCACAUGGAAACUAUUCAGCGCGCUGAGUCUUUUUCAUGUGAUCUUUGUGAAACCGACUACGGAACCUUAUAUCAUCUAAUAUGCAACUGUCCAGCGGUAGCGCAAUUGCGAUUUCGAGUCUUCGGCCGUCCGUAUAUAGACGAAACUAUGUUUGGACGACUGAAACUCAGAGACAUACUAAAGUUUCUUAUCCAAUGUGGUAAAGACUUUAGGCUUAUUCGCAGGCAAGUUGAACUACUUUAUUUUUGUUUGUGUGCUGUUAUUUUUCCCACCCUUCCAAUUCUACUUCCCCACACCUCCUUAUCCUUUCCUUCCGCUCAGGAAAUGAUGAAAACACACGGCAAGGCACAAAUCCCCGACUACAUACGGGGAACGUGCCAUUUAAGCCAAUAUAUUCUGAUUCCUGAUUCCUGCACGGUGUUAAAUUUAUAUGUUUUAAAGUGUGUGAAUAAUUAUUUGAUUACCUCACUGCGUGAGUGUGGCUCAAAAGACUUUUAUUUUUCGGUUUGCCGAGUACGGCAGAUAGUGUUGUGUAUGCAUCCGUUGACCAAACGACGGUACGGUGUAAUAUACUUGUAUUUAAGUGGAGAAUUCCACCCCACCGUAACCGUCACCGGUGCCAGAGCAUAUAUGUUGUGCGGAUGUUUGUUUACCACACUGCGCGAGUGUGGCUCUGAAAAAUUGCAGGAGGGAUGGUUUUGAAGAACCUUCCCGCAGCAGUUUUGGUCUUCCUCGAAUUUAAUAGAGAGGACAGAGAAACUUUUUUUUUUUUAUUCGGACUAAAGUCCGUGGUGUUGCCGGUGGGGAACUGAC